AUCCACGAACAGAUCAUUCAAAAUUCCAAUUCCAAUGCCAAUGACCAACUUUAGAAGAUCCAAGGAAGCUGCGGCCGCCGCCGCCGCCGCUGCCACCGGAAGAUGUAAGCCUACCGUCGGAUGCAAAAAGCACCCCAAGCACCGCCAAUCGCCGGGCGUUUGCUCGCUUUGUUUAAGGGCAAAACUAUCUCACCUAUCGACUUCUAGCUCUCGCAGCAUUGCGAAAACUAAGAUAGAGUCUUUUUCUUCCUCUUCCUCUUUGUCUUCUAAUUACUCAUCUUGUACUUCAGCUUCUUCUUGUUCUUCUCCUGUAUACCGUUAUGAUCGUCGGUAUGCGUCCGGUAAGGGGUCUUUUUCGUCUUUGUUCUCGAUUGGCAGUGGGAAUAAUAGGUUGUUGGCCAAGAGCAGAACAGUCGCUUUUGUUCCAAGGAUAAUGAGAGGGAAUAAAGAUGGGGAUGCGAAGAAGAACAAAACUGGGUUUUUGUUGAAUAAGUUGUUUCGUCCAAAGAGGAAAGAGGAGGGUUUGGUGCAUGCACUCUAGCAUCGUAAGAGUUCGAUCAUGGUGCAGGAUGAAAUCUCCUAAUCAUAAUUUCGACAUGGAUGACCUUCUUUCAGAUCAGGAGACUACCAAUUCUAGCCAAGAGAAAGUCGAUUAACGUAGGGUGUAAGCAUGGUUUCGAUCUUGGCUAAUUUGGUUUCAAUUCUUUCAUUCAUUUCCAUCAGUGUGUGUUUAGUUGGACAGAGCAAAAAUGAUAUUUAGGGUUUUAUGAGGGUGGGAUAACAUGGGUUACUUGUAUCACCCCCCACUUCUUACUUAAUUAGUAUCACGAAUACACGUCUGUUCGUGGAUUCAGAACAAAAAUCCCAAGAAAUAUUCCUUCUGUUUCUGUGUCUGUGUCUGUAAUAUAUAUGUUGAUGAUAACAUGGUACUCAGAUCUCCCAUGAACUUUUAGCU
Molecule: messenger RNA, 955 nt
Organism: Rubroshorea leprosula
Lineage: Eukaryota; Viridiplantae; Streptophyta; Magnoliopsida; Malvales; Dipterocarpaceae
Source: the annotation of a GenBank genome assembly